UCUAACUAGCAGCUACCUUACUUUUUUUUUUUUUUUCAAUCAAAAUUUCCCUCUCUGUUAUUCAUAUAAAUUCCGUAUCUACCAUCCCCCAUUUCCAUCAUAAAUUUUCUCUCCGUUUCUCUCCAUUUCCUUCCAACUGUCUCUCUUCAGGUCCCUUUGAGCCGAAGCCAUGGCCACUGGACAGUUAUUUUCUCGGACCACUCAAGCGUUAUUCUACAAUUACAAACAACUUCCUAUUCAACGCAUGCUUGAUUUUGAUUUCCUUUGCGGGAGGGAAACACCAUCUGUUGCUGGUAUUAUUAAUCCCGGUGCUGAGGGAUUUCAGAAACUCUUCUUUGGUCAAGAGGAAAUUGCGAUCCCAGUACAUUCUACCAUUGAAGCAGCAUGUACUGCACACCCAACUGCUGAUGUUUUUAUCAACUUUGCAUCUUUCCGAAGUGCUGCUGCUUCAUCCAUGGCUGCUCUGAAACAGCCAACCAUUCGAGUUGUUGCUAUAAUUGCUGAAGGUGUUCCUGAGUCAGACACCAAGCAGUUGAUUGCAUAUGCACGUUCCAACAAUAAGGUUGUUAUUGGCCCAGCUACCGUCGGAGGAAUUCAGGCUGGAGCUUUUAAGAUUGGUGACACUGCUGGAACAAUUGACAACAUUGUUCAAUGCAAGCUGUACAGGCCUGGAUCUGUUGGCUUUGUCUCCAAAUCUGGUGGUAUGUCAAAUGAAAUGUACAACACAAUUGCCCGUGUUACAGAUGGAAUCUAUGAAGGUAUUGCAAUUGGAGGAGAUGUCUUCCCUGGCUCCACUUUAUCUGACCAUAUUUUGCGAUUUAACAAUAUUCCACAGGUAAAGAUGAUGGUUGUGCUCGGAGAGCUUGGUGGACGAGAUGAGUAUUCCUUGGUUGAAGCCCUGAAACAGGGAAAAGUGAACAAGCCAGUGGUUGCUUGGGUCAGUGGAACUUGUGCACGACUCUUCAAGUCAGAAGUACAGUUUGGUCAUGCUGGAGCUAAGAGUGGUGGUGAGAUGGAGUCUGCCCAGGCAAAGAAUCAGGCACUAAGGGAUGCUGGAGCUGUAGUUCCCACUUCAUAUGAAGCUUUUGAAGCUGUGAUCAAGGAAACAUUUGACAAACUGGUUGAACAAGGGAAGAUUACACCCGUGAAGGAAGUUAUGCCUCCACAAAUCCCAGAAGAUCUUAACAAUGCAAUUAAGAGCGGGAAAGUUCGUGCUCCAACUCACAUUAUUUCAACCAUCUCUGAUGACAGGGGUGAGGAACCGUGCUAUGCUGGUGUGCCCAUGUCUUCCAUUGUCGAGCGAGGUUAUGGUGUUGGUGAUGUCAUUUCUCUCUUGUGGUUCAAACGUAGCCUUCCCAGAUACUGUACUCAUUUUAUCGAGAUAUGCAUCAUGCUCUGUGCCGACCACGGUCCAUGUGUCUCUGGUGCUCACAACACCAUAGUGACUGCAAGAGCUGGAAAGGACCUAGUUUCCAGCCUUGUUUCAGGUUUGCUGACUAUCGGUCCUCGAUUUGGUGGUGCCAUUGAUGAUGCUGCUCGGUACUUUAAAGAUGCUUAUGACCGGGGCCUUACACCUUAUGAAUUUGUUGAAAGCAUGAAAAAGAAGGGUAUUCGUGUGCCAGGAAUUGGCCACAGGAUUAAGAGAGGGGACAACAGAGAUAAAAGAGUAGAGCUCCUCCAACGGUUUGCUCGCACACAUUUCCCGUCUGUAAAGUACAUGGAAUAUGCCGUUCAAGUUGAAACAUAUACGCUUUCCAAGGCUAACAACCUUGUCCUCAACGUUGAUGGUGCCAUUGGGUCUCUUUUCUUGGAUCUUCUUGCUGGAAGUGGAAUGUUCUCCAAGCAAGAGAUUGAUGAGAUAGUUGAGAUCGGCUACCUUAAUGGACUCUUUGUGUUAGCAAGAUCCAUUGGUUUGAUUGGGCACACAUUCGACCAAAAGAGAUUGAAGCAGCCACUAUACCGUCACCCAUGGGAGGAUGUUCUCUACACCAAGUGAGAGAGAGCCAUUCACGGCAGGUGCGUGCAACGGCGACCUGCUUUUCUUUUUUCUCGAGCAUUCUUGUUUUCGAAGUCAUUGGUGUCUGCAUUUUGGAGGGAGGGGGGUUAUUGGUUGUUUUGUUCUUCCAUUAGUGUUUGUAAUGUUAAUUGGUGUUGUAUUCAAAGAUUACGAGAUGAAAAAGAUUAAAAAAAAAAAAGUUUCUAAUCAUUUUUUAAACCAAAAUUGUAUCAGUUUCAUGGAAAAAUAAGAGAUGCCUGUCAGGUUUUGUAUGUGCAAAAGAAACAUACAUUGUAUGAGAAAUUAGGAUUCCUCCUUCUGAAUUAUUAAA
Molecule: messenger RNA, 2327 nt
Organism: Gossypium raimondii (Peruvian cotton)
Lineage: Eukaryota; Viridiplantae; Streptophyta; Magnoliopsida; Malvales; Malvaceae
Product: ATP-citrate synthase beta chain protein 2
Exons: 16
Coding region: 170-1996 (608 amino acids)
Biological process (GO): acetyl-CoA biosynthetic process; fatty acid biosynthetic process; tricarboxylic acid cycle
Cellular component (GO): cytosol
Molecular function (GO): ATP citrate synthase activity
Source: RefSeq, a predicted model, not a curated record